AAAGUUUCCGAGGUUAAAAUCAAAAGAUUAACAGGAGGAAUAACAAAUAGAAUUUACAAAGUGGAUGUCAAUGAUAAACAGGUUUUAUGUAGAAUUAAUGGAUUAUGUACAGAAAAAAUAAUUGACAGAGAUGUAGAACUUUUCCACAUGCAAGAAAUGCACAAACACGGUCAAGGCCCACAAGUCUAUUGUGUUUUUAAAAAUGGUUACGUUUAUGAUUUUAUUGUUGGAGAAUGUACAUCUACUGCUGAAUUAAUGGCUGAUAAAGCUGAAAAAAUAGCUGAAAAGCUUGCAAAUUGGCACAAGAUGCAAAUUGACAAGGAAGAUAGAGCUCCAGUACUUUGGAAGCUUAUUAACAAAUGGUUAGAUAAUACCAAAGCUUUUGAAUGGAGUGGAGAAAAGAAAGUCAAUUUUGAAAAAUGUAGGUUCGACAUGGUUGUAGAACAAUGUGAAAGGUUACAAAAAGAAAUUUUUGCCAGUAAGCCUAACACUGUUUUGGAUCCCAAGGAUUUAAACCAAGUUUUGGAUUUAUUUUCUAUUGGUUUUUGCCAUAAUGACUUGUUAGCCCUCAAUGUAUUGUACAAUAAGGAUGAUGACUCUGUACAUUUCAUUGAUUAUGAGUAUUGUGGAUAUAGUUUCAGAGCUUUUGACAUUGGAAAUCAUUUUGAUGAAUAUGCAGGAUUCUCAUUAGAUAAGAAAGACUACCCAAGCACUGAAAUUCAAACUAAAUUUAUCAGAAAAUACCUUGAAACCUUGUAUGAAGGUCCUCCAAGUGAUAUAUCUGAUCACCAUGUAGAAAAGUUCAGAAAUGGAGUUACAUUGUUUGCUUGUAUUGGUCAUCUCUAUUGGGGUGUUUGGGCUAUUAGUCAAGCAUAUUACUCAGAUAUUGAUUUUGAUUAUUUACAGUAUGCAAAAGGAAGAUUUGAUUGGUAUUUUGAAGAAAUACAAAAUGUAGAUUUUGCUAAUUUGUAA
Naegleria gruberi is the source of this 972-nucleotide messenger RNA. RefSeq lists its product as uncharacterized. NCBI's taxonomy places the organism in Eukaryota, Heterolobosea, Eutetramitea, Acrasida, Naegleriidae. Gene Ontology annotation, cellular component: cytoplasm. The record is from RefSeq and is a predicted model, not a curated record. The transcript has a single exon. Gene Ontology annotation, biological process: phosphatidylcholine biosynthetic process; phosphatidylethanolamine biosynthetic process. Gene Ontology annotation, molecular function: ethanolamine kinase activity; choline kinase activity. The annotation marks the transcript as partial.